Molecule: messenger RNA, 427 nt
Organism: Symbiodinium pilosum
Lineage: Eukaryota; Dinophyceae; Suessiales; Symbiodiniaceae
Source: the annotation of a GenBank genome assembly
GCGACUGGUGAGCAGAGAGGCAGCAGCAACAGUUUCAGAAUUGAAGUGUACGCUGCUGCAACUGGCACACUCGUCACUACCGUAAACAUGCAAGCUGCCGACACUGUUGAGAAACUCGUGCACAAGAUCUGCGCAGAGGUUGGCCAAUGCCCCGAAGAAACUGAGCUGAUCUACAAGACUGAGCGCUUGGAUCAGCGACACUGUUUGUGCAACGUGGGCCUUAUUGCCGACGCAGAAGUACAGAUAGUCAAAGUUCCCCUUCCAUUGAAGAACGCUCAAGACGUGUUCAGGUAUUUCGACAACUCAAUGAGACAUGUAGAGCACCGGCCCAUCCUGAACUUCAUGGGAGACCAGGAGAGAAUCAUGCCAGGCGAUUGGAUUGCCAGGUUGUGGAUGGCCGAGUCACCACCCAGAACUGCAACAUUGA